Ectocarpus sp. CCAP 1310/34 is the source of this 5628-nucleotide messenger RNA. NCBI's taxonomy places the organism in Eukaryota, Phaeophyceae, Ectocarpales, Ectocarpaceae. The record is from the annotation of a GenBank genome assembly.
AUGACGACGGUGGGUAAAUUUCGCGAGAGCGCCAGAUCGCCGGGAUCGCCCAACGCGGAACGAGGGGGGUAUUGGAGGGCAGAACCGCUCGGACGGGAACACAGCUUUGCCUUGAACGCAGCUCCGCGAUCGCGCUUCGAGCAGGAUCAUCUGUCAUCUUCUCCGGAGCAGGCGAUUCGGGUGCAUGCCCAUCAUCUGUCAGCAGCUCCCAAGAAGGUGUUUGCGCGGCUGCGUAAGAACAACCCUUACAUUGGCUUCUUUCACUAUGCGCCCAGCGCCGGCAAUCGCUCACGAAGCACCUAUUUCGAGCAGGACAUCGUGUCCAUGGAGGUCAUCCACCGCCAGCACGCCGUCCGCAGCAACCCUAUGAUCGGGAACUUACACUACGGCGAUAACAAUGGACACGACCUCUACGGGGAGAGGUUCGAAGACUUUCAGCGCAUCCUCGCGCAGCUCAAGGCCAAAGACGUGGAGAGACAAGUGCGGGCUGUCUUGGACCGACACCCUCGCCCUUUCGGAGGAGGCGACCUUAGCCCCGGGAGCGCGUCGGCCAUGAUGUCCCGCCGAAGCCGCGGCCGUUCCCGCAGCAUCACGGAGUCCGACGUGGGGAACAACGGAAAGAGGGCCGUGCGGUCGAGCAGCGCGGGCAAGGCGGCCAUCAUGCGAGUCGCCGCGGCGGAAGAAGCGGCGCUGGCGGCGGCGGCUGCGGCGGUGUCGGCAGAAGCGGCGGCAACGACCCCUUCCGAGUCGGACGAUGGUGCGCGGGAGGUCGGCGGUAGCACCGAGGACGACACCGAGGGGAUAAACUGGCACAGAACGACGAGCAACGCUGCGAUGGAGGCUCUGGAGGGGGACAGGGGUAGGGGGCUCAGUGACGCUAUACGGGAAGAGGUGCAGCGGUCGUUCGACGUGGGCGGGCAGGGUGCGGCGGCGAAGGAGGAGGAGGAGGAGGAGAGGCAGGGGGAGGAGCGCAACGGGAGCUUCGAGGAGGAGGACAGGAGGAGGCUGAGAGAGAAGGCCUUCGCUAUUGUGGUGUACGCGAGUGGGGACAGCCUGGUGAAGCUGGCGGAGAAGGAGAGAAGAAACGGCAUGUCCACCAAGCGCUUCAAGUACGCCGGGGCUAUCGAUGCCUCCAAGUGUUACCCUAAGUCCGGUUCCCUGGACGACUGUGCUUUGCUCAGACCCUUUGUCGCGGAGCGAUCCCGCCUGUACAAUGACCUCAUCGCGGAGGUGAACGGCUUCCGGCGUCAUUUCUUCCUGCGCCAGAAGAUGCACCCCAAGGAAGCCUACCGCCAGCACAGGCGAAAACAGGAGGCCGAUUCCAACAGGGGCGCCAACCAGGAGCUAGACCAAUACCCGGACGAUGCGAGCUCUAUCGCGUGGAGCAAGCAAGACUCCUUUACGGAGUACGAACCCUGGAUAGGCGGCACCAGCUACGGCUCCAUGCCCGGGGAGCACAUGCACGGGGCCCCCGGGGGCGGGUUGCUUGCGGGAAACGGGAACGGGCACGGGAUGGGGGGGGCGGGGCACAGCAGCCACAGCAGCGGGGGGGGGAUGGGCGGCGACGCCGGCGGUGGAGGCGUGUUUUUGGAGCCAGCGUGGCUGGGGGGGCGCAUGGGGGGGGGUGUCGACGACGGAGCCCUACCAUUCCACGGGGCCCCUCCCUUCCACACCCUCGUCGGCCCCGGCCAGUUCGCUAGGAUUAGCCGCGAGAGAUCGGGCGAGGACAACCAGCCAGCUCAGCCAGGAGACGCGUGGAUGCCCGGGACGGUUUCAGCACAGCGCACGAAAGAGAGCUGGCGUAGCAAGCAGGAGAUGCGGGACUGUCGAGAGUUCAAGCCCUUCUUCGUGCAGGCGAAGACCGACUUCACGGCCACCUACCGCCUGCUAGACGACUGCCGCCUUGGGGAGGGGGCCUACGCGAGCGUCUUCCUCGCCGAACACCUGAAAAGGGGGGAGGACGUAGCCGUCAAAGCCGUGCAGAAGAGGCUGUUGUUCAGCGAUGCGGAGAAGAAGAGCGUCGGGGCGGAGAUCGACAACCAGCUCAGGAUAGUGCACAAGCACAUCGUGCGCUUGUACGAGGUGUACGAGACGCCGGACAAGGUCUUCAUCGUCCUUGAGAACUGUCCCUGUGGCGAUUUAGAGAAGAUGCUCUACCUCCGCGGACGGCUGACGGAGAUCGAGGCGAAGCGGGUUAUCAUGCAGCUUCUGGAAGGGGUCAACUACUUGCACUCAAAGGGAAUCGUCCACUGCGACAUUAAGCCGCAGAACCUCCUGUUCGCGCCAGACCCUGACAACCCGGACGCGCCUACCCUCAAGGCGGCGGGAUCAUCGAAAUCCUUGGGGGCGGAGUCGGAGAAGAGCAAAGGCCCAGAGAAGCGAGGAAAGCAGCAGGUGUCGUCGCCGGCAGGCCGCCUGGCCAAGCUCUGCGACUUCGGCAUCUCGUGCAAGGUGCCGGACGUUCGGUUCUACAAGCAGACGGGUGACAUCAACAAGAUCCCAUGGUCCGGGCUGUUCGGUACCGGGGGCUACAUCGCCCCGGAGAUCAUGAGCCAGCAGCCUUUCGGGAAACCCGCCGACUUGUGGAGCGUCGGGGUGAUGCUUUACCAGAUGAUAUCGGGAAGACUCCCCUUCAUACCGGCGAGGAAGUGCGUCACCAAGCCCGUCUCCUUCCCCGCGGCUGUCUGGGCGGACGUGAAUGUGGGAGUGAAAAGCCUCAUCGAAGGUCUCUUGGAGAAGGAGCCAUCACAAAGGCUAACCGCCGCUCAGGCCCUGCAGCACCCGUGGAUCCAGACGAUACACCACCUGCGACCGUCUUUCCCGCACUUCGUACCCAAGCCGGGGUCCAUGAGUCGCUGCGGCAGCACGGGGAGCAGCAGCAGCGCCAACCCGGGCCAUGUCCACAGCAGCUCCACAGGGAGCGGGGGCGGAAAGGGCGGGGGCGGUUCGACCGCCGCGUGACCGCGGGAAAAGCGAUCGUCAUGUUCGCGGCUAGCUCCGCUCGGUGGACGUGCGGACGGCACGCAGGAAAGGCUACUGUAACCGUAGUGCUUGACGAGAGAGCCAGGUAUCCCCACCCCCCCUACUUCGUUGGAAGAGGAGUUGCGGAUGGUGCUGCUCAAGAGAGGGGUUGGAAGAGAUACGGAUGGUGCUGCUCUGCCUUGCAAGGGGUGGGAGCUGGAUGGUCGAAGGAAUACGACCGGACACAACAGGUGUUGUCUCCCUCCCCUCCGGAGAAGCGUGUGUACUGCUUUUGUUUGCCGUGGGUGUUUCGGGCGGUGGCUUCGCGGAACGAACGGCGAAGCAGAUAGAUAGGCUCGCCGUGGUGAGGUGUGAGCACCGCGCGCUCGCUCGCUCUUGUGCUGACUGCUGAAGAGGUGCGAUACGAGCUGCGCUUAUGUGCAAAGAGGGGACCGUUCUGGACGGAUAGGAGAGUGUUAACCCGUUACGAGGGGAUCUCCAGGAAUUUAUUUUAUGAUUUGCAAGCGCUUCUUUCGUGUGUUUGUCUUGCAGAGAGAAAAGAGAGAUGCUUUCGUGCAGAGGAGCGAUCGCUUGCAGGCCGGGAAUAUCGUGGGAUCACCCGUGGAGUAUUAUUGAGGGACAUUUGGCAACGUCAACGGCACCGGUUUCUCUCGUGAGCUUCCGGCAUUGUCAGGUUGGCAUCAAGAGCCUCUGUGUGGCGCAGAUGGCCUGCAUGUACAUGGCUGGUUCGCGUGUGUUGUAUUGAAGAGCAGAUGGGUUCAGAUUUUGCCCACCGAUAUGAGAAGAACCAUCCCUUGAACGGGAAGAGAAGGUGCGAGCAACUUGAAAAUACUGCAUGCAAAACUUGAAAAUUAACUUGUGGGAUAAAAAGAGUGACACAGAGUGCUUUAGGAUAUAGAGUAGACAAACCUUUGGAUGUGCUGCGGUGUCUGUAAACCAGCAGUAGGUACAUGUUCGUUUUUCUUGAAGGCAGCAGCGAGGACUGGGACUCCCUAUCUGGACAUUCUGCGUGCGGUAUAUCGGUGUUGUGGGAAAAACAAAGGGUUGCUGGUAGGUGGAUUGAGGGAAAGAGGUCUCCAGUAGCGAGGACAUCGGUAGCUAAGGGUAACGGCCUGCUUAUGGUUGAUAACUUGCAACAGGGAGGACGUUAAGCACGUUGUUUUUCUUGCUCUCGGGGGCACGGCGGCGCCUUACAGACUUGUUAUCCUGCUUCGUAGUUUUGCGGUGGUUCGGCUGUUCUUGUCGCGUAUUGUAUGGAUCAUACCAUGAUAUGUUUUUUUUUGUUCCAAGACUGGGCCCCCUCCUUUGUUUCCUGCCUUGUAGUACCUUGCUUUGGCUGUGUGGAGCUACAGUAGUAGUAGUCGUGGUGCCUGUUCGGGAUGCGUGAAUGAGGCCGGUCGCGCCGCACGAGGCCGGUGAAAUCGCAUGAAACAGAUGGAAAUCAAGCUGUCCGGCUCUGAUGAGCGCCGGGUUUCCGGUUUACGUCUGGCCAAAUCGUUAGGCGCUGAGUGUUUUGCUCUCUUGUGCAGGGGCGAUGCUGCUGUACUUGAUUGAUGAAUUCGUUUAUCACGACUAAUUGUGGAGACUUUGUUUGUCGUGUCCUGUGUUAACACCCUGGACACCCAUGGCUUUUCCAUUGUUGAGUGCGGAUAUCCUGAAUAGACGCGGUUUUGUUGACAGGAGAAAAAUAUCACACCCAACGACUGCGUGUCGCCCCAAACCAGAAGUUAUUGUGACAUUGUAGCGUUUAUCAGUGUCAACAUUCGUCCUGGACGUUCUUGACGUUUAUAGUAGGAGGUGGGCUUGACCUGGUCAUUGCGUGCGCUGUCGAAGGGAAGCAGCAGCCGGUUGAUUUUGAACGAAAUGAGCCGACAUUUAGCACGGUCGGUCGUUGGUGAUAGGUUGUCUGGGAGGCGUGAGUACGCUUCGCAGCCUUCAACGCUGACUGCGGCUUCUGGUGAUUCUGUAGCUAUUGAGAAGAGAUUGUCGUAGGUUUGUGCAUAAGCAAUAAGCAGCAACGAGCGUGUUCACGUGCUGCUGUUGUCGAUGACAUCUACAGUAGUGUGUUUCGAGGUGCUAUCUUUCCAAAUGUUCCAGUUUUUCGGGUAAUUUUCGUUCGUCGUUUAGCGAGUAAAUGGCUCGCCAUUCUAGGACGAUUUUAUAUUUAUUGAGGACAAAUACAACUCGGUGAUGGUUCUGUACUUGAGAGACGGCGGUGUGAGAAUGAUUUGACCGAGAGCCUCCGGUCACGUCUUCGACGGUAAAACGGUAAGUACACACCAGAGUUAGCGGUGAGGUUUGCUUUUCGUUCGUACAGUACGACAAAAACACGGCAAGACUUUGCGGUUUGGUCUCUACGUAGAAUCUCAUGAUGCCGAGAUUACUCCGCGCCGUGCUUGGGCUGUUACCGGCAGAGUUUUUUUUUUAAUGCCCUUGCAGAAAGAAAGGCCGUAGAUCGACCUACAGACACAGCACCCACAAGUUAUUGAGUGGAUGUUCUUUGGAAACCUAGCGCGGACCGCCUGGUGAGUGCAUGGAGAUGAUAGGAGCCGGGAUGAUAGUGAUGGCUGUUUGGGGGGUGGGGGAUCGGCAAGGAGAGGUAAAAAAGCAAUUGGAAUCAAGAUUGAACGGGGGUUCAGUGAAUCC